Molecule: messenger RNA, 803 nt
Organism: Pyrus x bretschneideri (Chinese white pear)
Lineage: Eukaryota; Viridiplantae; Streptophyta; Magnoliopsida; Rosales; Rosaceae
Product: early nodulin-93
Exons: 4
Coding region: 70-423 (117 amino acids)
Source: RefSeq, a predicted model, not a curated record
UCUACUCACGCCGCUACAUCCUUCUCUCUCUAAAUCUGAGAUAAUUGAAGUUGCAGAAGCAGAGAAGAAAUGGGGAUUCCAUCGGAACUGAGGGACAUGUGGGUGAACCGCAAGGAUGCUCUGGUGAUUCCUUCGCCAGCUGAAGAGGCGAAGCUGCUGAGAUCCAAGAAGUGCAUCGACGAGGGUGUUCAGGAGGGAUUCAAGUAUGCUGCCGUUGCAGCUGUUAUCUCAAGUGUGGCUACGUUGGGUGCUGUUCGUACGGUACCUUGGGCGAAGUAUAACCUCAACUACACCGCUCAAGCACUCAUCAUCAGUGCUGCAACAAUUUCUACAUACUUCAUCACCGUUGAUAAAACCAUCUUGGCGUGUGCGAGAAAAAAUGCCCUGUUGCAAGACAGCUUGAGACGCCAGCGCGAGCAGUAAUAUAAUGCAAUUGUAGCUCAAAACGAUACGAAGGUGCCCCGUCUUUGAAAAAAUCAUGUGCAUUUGAUGGGUAUAGUGAACGCUCCCGCAAUAAACCCCUCGUGGGCUUAUCAUAUCAUUCGUUAUGGUGAGCUACAAUGAAUCUCGUCAAUUCGCAAUAAUUUGUUUUUGUUUCGGCACAUGACUCUGUAGCUUGGCUGCUAAGUAGAUGAGUUUUUGUUUUCGUUAUUACGUACUGUUUUCCUGCCUUCCCCGUUUCUUUUCUUUGGCCAAGGAAGAAUAUCUUCAAAAUAAGUACAGUGGAUUCGUAUUGCGGCCAUAUUUGUAUGACGAUGUAUGACAAGGCUCUCAGUUUGGCAAUCUGAUCUGUGUUUUGUUCA